Erythranthe guttata (spotted monkey flower) is the source of this 3151-nucleotide messenger RNA. Its product is annotated as phospholipase D delta. The record is from RefSeq and is a predicted model, not a curated record. Gene Ontology annotation, cellular component: plasma membrane. Gene Ontology annotation, molecular function: calcium ion binding; D-type glycerophospholipase activity. Lineage: Eukaryota; Viridiplantae; Streptophyta; Magnoliopsida; Lamiales; Phrymaceae. Gene Ontology annotation, biological process: phospholipid catabolic process; phosphatidylcholine metabolic process.
ACGAUCCCAAAACUUGUCCCCAUUUUCUCUCUCUCUAUGAAUUAUGAAUUAUUUGUUUCUCUCACUAGAACUAAAUAUCCUUUCCUUCAAUUCUACACUGCCCCCCACCCCCGCUAUAGCUACUUUUUGCAGCCGACGCCAUUUCUCCCGGCUUUCUCUCUCUAGCCGACGCCGUUUUUCCCGGCUUUCUCUCUCUAGCCGACGCCAUUUUUUCUGACCUUCUCUCUCUCUACUAUUAAUACAGUAAAAUCAUCAUCGGAAAUUGUACUCCCAAUCGGCAAUUAGAGCAGCAAAUACACCCAUGGCCGAAGACGAGCCAGUGAUUUACCUACAUGGAGACUUGGAGCUGCACAUCUUCGAGGCGCGUGGCCUCCCAAACAUGGACCUCGUCACCGAGCGCCUCCGCCGCUGUCUAACCGUCUGCCGCACCGCCGACGGCGACGGCGUCGCCGUCGGCGACGGUGAUGCGAGCGAGCGCGGCAGCGGCAGAAGAAGCCAGCACGACAGGAAGCUCCACCACCACCGCAAGAUCAUCACCAGCGACCCUUACGUCACGGUCUCCGCUCCCCAGGCCACACUCGCCCGCACGCGCGUGCUCUCCAACUCCCAAAACCCCAAGUGGAACGAGCGGUUCCAUAUCCCCUUAGCCCACCCCUUGUCCUGCUUGGACAUCCGCAUCAAGGACAACGACAUGUUCGGCGCCGACACCAUCGGUAAGGUCUUGAUUUCAGCUGCCAAAAUCGCCUCCGGCGACGAAAUCUCCGGCUGGUUCUCGGUCAUUUCCUCCACCGGCAAGCCGCCGAAACCCCACACAGCGCUUCGUCUCCAGAUGAAAUUCACCCCGUGCGACGAAAACCCGCUGUACAAACACGGCAUUGCCGGCGAUCCCUUACACAGAGGGGUUAGGAACACGUAUUGCCCCCUCCGGAAAGGGAGCUCCGUAACUCUGUACCAGGACGCCCAUGUCAAGAACGACGAUAAAUUACCGAAAAUCGAGCUGGAUGACGGGUUAGUGCGAGAGCACGCCACGUGUUGGGAGGAUAUAUGCCACGCCAUAGCAGAGGCGCAUCAUUUGAUAUACAUUGUCGGGUGGUCCGUUUUCGAUAAGGUUAGGUUGAUUAGGGAACCGACUAGACCUUUGCCCCGAGGGGGAGACUUGACGCUCGGUGAAUUACUCAAGUAUAAGUCGCAGGAAGGGGUUCGAGUUCUGCUAUUGGUUUGGGACGACAAGACCUCACACGAUAAAUUGUUUAUUAACACGGCUGGAGUCAUGAGAACACAUGACGAGGAGACCAAGAAGUUUUUCCGGCAUUCGUCUGUGAUAUGUGUUUUGUCUCCCCGUUACGGGAGCAGCAAACUUAGCUAUAUGAAACAACAGGUUGUUGGGAAUCUCUUUACACACCAUCAGAAAUGCGUUCUUGUUGACACACAAGCACAUGGCAAUAAUCGAAAAAUUACUGCCUUUUUAGGUGGUAUUGAUCUGUGUGAUGGCCGUUAUGAUACGCCUGAGCAUCGACUAUUCUGUGAUCUAGAUACUGUUUUUAAGAAUGACAUUCAUCAGCCUACAUAUGCGGAAGGUAUAAAAGCUCCCAGGCAGCCAUGGCAUGAUUUGCACAGCAGAGUCGACGGACCUGCUGCCUAUGACGUUCUUAUAAACUUUGCUCAACGUUGGCGGAAAACAACCAAGUGGAGAGAAUUUAGUUUUAUUAAGAAAAGAAUGUCUCACUGGCACGACGACGCUAUGCUAAAAGUCGAGCGAAUAUCAUGGAUACUGAGUCCUGCCAUUGCUCUUUCCAAAGACGGAACAUACAAAGCUUGCCCGGAGGACGAUCCUAAGCUAUAUGUGUCUAAGGAAGAACACCCAGAAAAUUGGCAUGUGCAGAUCUUCAGGUCCAUCGAUUCAGGGUCAGUCAGAGGUUUCCCAAAAUUCUAUGAUGAAGCUCAGGCACAGAACCUCGUAUGCUCCAAAGAUCUGGUAAUAGACGGAAGCAUUCAAACAGCAUACAUUCAAGCAAUAAGAUCUGCUCAGAAUUUUAUCUAUAUUGAAAAUCAGUACUUUCUUGGCUCUUCAUACGCUUGGCCUUCGUACAAAGAUGCUGGGGCUGAUCAUCUAAUCCCUAUGGAGUUGGCAAUGAAAAUUGCUAGUAAGAUAAGAGCUAACGAGAGAUUUGCCGUGUAUGUUGUUAUACCAAUGUGGCCCGAGGGCAAUCCCAAAGACAAUGUUGUGCAAGAAAUUCUCUUUUGGCAGGCCCAAACGAUGGAGAUGAUGUAUCAAUUUAUUGCCAAAGAGAUCAAAUCUAUGGGGCUUUUGGAUACACAUCCACAAGACUACUUGAAUUUCUACUGUCUCGGCAAUCGGGAAGCAGUUCCAACUACUGUUGAUGAGGUGCCUGUGAAUGCUGAUAAGAUUUCGGAGUCACACAAGUGUCAGCGCUUCAUGAUUUAUGUGCAUGCCAAAGGAAUGGUAGUGGACGAUGAGUAUGUAAUUAUAGGGUCGGCGAAUAUCAAUCAAAGAUCAAUGGCUGGUACAAAAGACACAGAGCUAGCAAUGGGUGCGUAUCAGCCUCAUCAUACUUGGGCAAAAAAGCAGCAACAUCCACAUGGCCAGGUCUAUGGAUAUCGAAUGUCGCUGUGGGCCGAACACCUUGGAAUGGUGGAAAAAUGUUUCAACGAGCCAGAAACAAUGGAGUGUGUGAAGAGAGUGAAUGAAGUUGCUGAAGAAAAUUGGAAGAGUUAUACAAACGAUGAAUUGACGUUAUUGCAAGGUCAUAUUCUAAAGUAUCCAAUGGAAGUCGGUAUUGAUGGCAAUCUAAGUCCUUUGACCGGACAUGAAAACUUCCCAGAUCUUGGAGGUAGAGUUCUUGGUGCUCAUUCUCCUAGUAUGCCCGAUGUUUUAACUACGUGAUAUUUAAGUGUCGAACCUAACAUCUUGUGCAGUGUUGUACUUCUAGAAUUGGUUGUUACUCGCUUUUUUUUUUUCUCGAAGGGGUGAUAAGUAUUGAUUUAAUUCGUGUUGAUUCGUUGUGUACAAAAAUAUGGAGAAAAAAAAUGAUGCAACUGAAGUUGAUAUGUUGUGAUUGUACCAUGUAGUUGAGCUCGAAGGAUGUAAUUGAAUAUUCUACAUAUUAUUUGUUGUGUCGUUGCAUUCUCA